This is a messenger RNA of Rotaria socialis, 558 nucleotides long. NCBI's taxonomy places the organism in Eukaryota, Metazoa, Rotifera, Eurotatoria, Philodinida, Philodinidae. The record is from the annotation of a GenBank genome assembly.
AUGUAUUCGACAUUGGCACAAGACGAAUGUUCAAUAUGUGAAACUUCAUGGAAAUCAGAUAAACAGACAGUGACAACCGAUUGCAAUCAUACGUUUCAUCGGCAUUGCGCUCAAAAGCGUCUCGACGAGGCACAUAAAAGUGAUUGUAGAACAUGUGGCAUGCAAUUCGCAUUGAUUAAUGCGCUUCAAAAACAUACAGCAACAAGAACAACUACAACAAAUAUAGAAAUUGAUGCAAAUAACGAUCAAUCUGAAACAACCAAGGCAAAAGAAGAACAAUCUAUUAGCGUGCCAAUAUCAACUAUAGACAGCUAUGAACAUGAUGAUGAAGUAAAUGGUUGGCAAUGUAUAAAAUGCUCGAUGAAGAAUAGGAAAUCGACGAAAAGAUGUGCCUCUUGCGGUGAACCACAGAAUGCUGCAUCUACUGAAUCACAUUCCACUUCUCAAACAACAUCAUUUGAAGAUACUGAUGAUGAUGAUGGUGACUAUAGUGCAAGAUCAGAUGACGAGGAAGACGCUUAUUUGAAAACAAAUUUUACAGUAGAUACAACAGGUUAG